ACCUCACAAUUAAAAAAAUCUUUUCAUGUUGUAAAAACUAAAAUUGUUAAGGAUGAUGUCUUUGAAAUACAAAAAAAUGUAAAAGAUUGGUGCGAUGUUGAAAAUUUGGAUUUAGUAGUAACUACUGGUGGUACUGGUUUUGGUGUUCGUGACGUAACUCCUGAAGCUGUUCAACCACUAUUUGAAAAAUCAU
Messenger RNA from Dentiscutata heterogama, 193 nucleotides. The record is from the annotation of a GenBank genome assembly. NCBI's taxonomy places the organism in Eukaryota, Fungi, Glomeromycota, Glomeromycetes, Diversisporales, Gigasporaceae.